Molecule: messenger RNA, 1864 nt
Organism: Vollenhovia emeryi
Lineage: Eukaryota; Metazoa; Arthropoda; Insecta; Hymenoptera; Formicidae
Product: late embryogenesis abundant protein, group 3-like
Exons: 3
Coding region: 646-1563 (305 amino acids)
Source: RefSeq, a predicted model, not a curated record
AUGUAUAUGCUUUGAAAGAGUAGAAAAAUUCAGGUGUAAGAAAUCAUUUGAAAUAAUUUUAUUUGAAAAGUUCUAUCAAUUAAAUCUCUUUCAUAACAUGUAGCGCUUCUAUUUUAAAUAAAGCUUUAAGUAAAAUGAUACCAAGUAUCGUUCUAUUCAACCAUUUGUUAGGUAUUUCAGGAACAUAUUACGAUGGUACCUUUAUUAUUCUUAUAAUUCAAAUGUGUGUGUGUGUGUUUCAUUUUCAUUCAGCGUUUUUACUCGCAACUUUUUUUUACAUGUAUUAUAUAAUUUUUUAUUGUACACGCGUAAGUUCAUUAACAAUUGCUUAUUUUGAAAGUUUAUCUCAAUUUUCUUUAAACAUUGCAGUGUAGGUAUAAUAUUUGAGAGAGAAAGAGAGAGAGAGACACGCAUAAUGAAACAUAAUAGGCGGAAAAGAAUAUUGGCAGGGCGCUAUUUUGAACGUCUGCAAUCCCUUCCGUGACUAUAGAUUAGCUGGACUAGACAGGAGCUAUAAGAGCUCCGAUGAACGAGUAACUGGUAUCAGUUCUCAACUCCUUCGAGCAAGGACAACUAUUCUCUAAGCGCUUGACUGGCACGGCUGUCAAAUAUCCAUUAACCACAACUAAAAUCUCACGUUUCAACAUGAAGAUCUUGUUGAUGUUUUUGGCUUAUGUGACUCUCGUGUACUGCGGCAAAACUAAAACUAAAAAGCAGAUUCACGAUCAAGAAGUGAUCGAUGGUUAUGAAUUUGAUUACGCGGGUCAUGAUGCAUCCGCGCUAGGUUUGAUCGAGUCAAAUGGUCCUUAUGUCGAAGCUGCGCCUGUCAUAGCAGUCGCUGCGAGUGGUCAUCGUUCGAGUCUCAUCCGACCUGGUUACAGCGUGGGUGGUCCUUUGGCCAGUAUAGCUAAGGGAGCCGCUGACCAAGCUCACACACAAUUGAAUCAGCAACCAGCGGCCGCUGGACAGGCGGCGUACGUAGCGAAAAACACCCUGGCUCAAGCAGCAGCGCAAUCCGCGGCGACUGCCGCUGCAGCCCUAGCCGGCAAGCAAAUUAUAGUGAUGGGUCUGGAGCAACAGUCGAGGGAUGCGCAUGUCGCGGUGGACGGUGAGAAGCAACAAUUGCAGCAAGCUCAACGGGCGGCCACAGCUGCGAAGAACGCGGCGCAACAAGCGAUGCACCAAGUGCAAGUGAUCACGACGGCGUUGAACGCGGCGCAAGCAACUGCCGAGCAUGCUGCGCAAGCGGCAGCCGAGGCCGCGGCCGAGCUGGCCGCGCAAACGACGAUGGUAGGCCAGGCUAAGGCACGUGCCGAGGCGAUCGCCGAGCAACUCGCGGCAGCCCGUUUGGACUUUGAGACGACGCAGGCUGCGGCACAAAAGGCCGCCAACGCCGCUCAAGCUGCACAGAGCAAUGCCGCGGCCGCGGCAGCGCACGCGGCUAAUACCGCGGCUGCGACUGCAGCGGCACACCACCCGGUCUCUCUGCACGACGCCGAACCCUUCGGUUUGAUAAACGCUUUACCCGUAGAGGCCUAUGAAUAUAAGAGUUAUCACCUCUAAUUCUAAGAGAGAGGGGAGAGAGAGAGAGAGACUCGCGACAAUCGCGCGCUCGUCAAGUGUCUACUUGCCCGGCCUAACACUGCGCGCAGCGGCAUGAACAGCCAUCCUUUUCCUUUUCUAUUCUGUAUCAGACUCAGCGAUCAUAUGUCACUGUGUUCACGUGCCAGACUGCACAAUAAAAUAUUGUUGCCAUUCUCCGAGCUCUCUGUGUGUAUACCUAUUCUCUUUCCUUCUCGAGAAGAAUGUCUCAUUCUAUUCUUCACUCGCCUCCAUUUUCUAAUCAUUCCCUCACAAAUUUUAC